This is a messenger RNA of Miscanthus lutarioriparius, 1848 nucleotides long. The record is from the annotation of a GenBank genome assembly. Lineage: Eukaryota; Viridiplantae; Streptophyta; Magnoliopsida; Poales; Poaceae.
AUGGUGUUGACCACUCCCAUACACGUGACUACAAAGACCCUGAGGAACGAGGGGGGGACUAUUGAUUGCACAAGAGGUGUGAGUAGGGAGCAGAGAGCCAUAAACAGAAGGAACAAACUUGAGUCAUCACUGGUUUCAAGUCGGAGUUAUGUCCCAGAACGUAGAAGCGGUAAAGCGGCUAAUGAGGCGUAUCGUAAUUUUGUGGAGAAUCUAUGUGCUAUCGCUGUGCAACGAUUUGGCGAACCUUUUCGUGAUAGAGACGUUAAUGUUGCUUUUGAGGAGAGGUCAUUUGGUCAUAUAGUCAAACCUGGUGAAAUAACUUGUCCAAUCAGUACUAAUUAUGCUGUGGAUUUGUCUUCCUUGGUCGUCUCGAUCGCUUUGUUUGAUGGAGAUAAGAUGUUAUUUGCAUGCUCGGGCAUAACUAUACCUCACGGAAGAACUAGACAAAGCCUAACAAGAUUUGUGACAUCAGCACAUUUGGUUACACAAUUCAACGAGAAUAGAAAUAAAGAUGAUAAGUUGAGGGUUGCAGUGCGCCUUCCUAAUAAUACAGCUACCGAUGGGUUCUUAGGACUAUAUGAUAAAGACAUUGCUAUCGUCACAUGCUUGGGCUUCCUAGGAGUCCGUCCUAUAGAUCUGGAUCAUAAGGCAAAACCUUUCCCUGGUGAUAGUUUGAAAGCUGCUGGGCGUGCCUUCAACUCUGGCAGUUUGAUGGCCAUGCGUGGAUCUCUGUAUCAGAAACGCCCCCUCGAACACCUCAACACCUGGGUUUCUGAUAGUCAAGAUAUCUCUAAGGCUGUACUUGGAGGGCCACUUCUGGGGUGCGAUAAUAAAAUUCUCGGGAUAAACUUAGAUAUUUAUGACCCUGGUGAUGCAAUUUUGAGAUACACCUUCCUACCAAUGGACUUACUUUGCAAACGCUUGAAGCAUUUUCAGAUACUCAAUCCUAAAAAACUAGACUUCCGUGGAUAUACGUUGCCUAAAGAUGUAUUAAGUGUAGUUCCUUCAGGGUUUAUGCAAACUAUUUGCAGGUUAAAGUCCCAUGGCUAUCCCAUUCCACCACCACUUGUGCUUGAAUUCAAUGGGCAAUUGCUUAAUCAUUUCGAAGAAUGCUUUGGUGAAUUACUUCCUUGGAAAGGGUAUCCCUAUCGUCAUACACCCGGUGGCUCUGAGGAGGGUGUCUGGAAUCAACUUCCAAAAGAAGUUGUGACAGAUGUAUCCCGUCGUGUUGUCUCACUUGCUUCAUUCAAUGGGUAUGUGAGAUCUUUUGCAUGCACAGGCUUGCUUAUAAAGUGGCAUGGAAGCAAAGCUAAGCACACUGUCAUCCUGACUUCAGCCAGUUUGGUUAGAGGUCGUUGUAAUGAGGAUUGCAUUGAUAAUAGCUUGACGAUUGAGGUGUUUCUCCCACCGAAUCAACGUGCUGGUGGGACAUUGGAAUUUUAUAAUUUAGACUAUAACAUUGCUAUUGUCAGUCUCAAGAAGAAUUUCAAUGCUAUUUGUCCGGACGACAUCUUCAUUAAAAGUGCACAAAACACAUCUAAAAAGGUUGUAGCUAUAGGGCGUGAUGCUAAAUUUGGUUUAUUGAUGGCCGCAAGUGGUGAAGUGAAGCGUGGAAACAAGGGUUGCAAACUUGAUUGCAAAGAUGUUCAGCUGUCUACUUGUAAAAUCAAGAAGGCUGGGAUUGGAGGCCCGCUUAUUAAUCUUGAUGGGAGUUUUGUUGGCAUGAACUUCUGGGAAGGAAGCGGUGUAACUCCUUUCUUACCAAGGCACAAGAUUGUUGAAGUUCUAAGUGGAGUGAAUUCUUUACCAUCAGAAUGGUAUUAUUUUCAUCUCAAUGCUAACUGGUAG